UCUGGAAACCUUUUUGGGCGCUGCUCGCUCCGUUAACGAGAAUACGAAUAAAAAUUGCAUUGCUCUCAUUGACAGACGAUUCGAUGCUAAGACAGGCUUCACUGUAGAUUGGACGCAUAGUAUAAUGGAGGGGAUACAAACGCAUCCUUAGAGAGGAAGAAAAAUCUUGCAGGAGUGAGGUAUAUCCUACGCCAUUACUGUACCACACGUAUUUUGUAGCUUCGUGCAGCUUCGAGCGUUACAAACUGAAAACGUAGUUCUUAAUAGAAAAUCAUAGAAAAUCGCAGAAAUGGCAACUGUUUUGCGUGUGAAACGUAGACACGAUGACGAGCCGUUAAAUGCAUUGUUAAUUGCGUGUAAACGAAUAAAAACUUCUGAUAAUGAAGAAGCCGAAAAAUCAGCGAUUAAUGAUCCACUGACCACAGUGGUUAAAUUCGCUGGAACUGUUAAUAAUCAGGAAAGCACCGCUAUCAAACACUUAAUUCAAACUUUUGGUAAAGAAGAGUUGGAAGCAACUUUCAAACAACAUCCAGUAGAUAUCCUGUAUAAAGCUCGAGAAAAGAUGAAACAAGCAUCGGCGGAGAGUCGUUACAAAAUAAUUAAUUGUUUUCGAUCUAUGAAUAGCGUUACGCUCGAUGACAGUGAAAACAAGGUGACGACAGUAAUAGAUGUAGAAGAUUCACUUUCGUGUGCCAAUGCAAAAAUACAAGCUACAGAGGUGGACGAUAGUUACGUAUACGAUUUGUACUAUGGAAAAACCGAGGAUAAAGUGUACAUAGACGACGACGUAUCUAUACAUCCAUACGAUCAGGAAUUGAUAUUCGAUAAUUAUAGAGAUAAUUAUCCCGAAGCUGAGUGCGAAUCGGAUGAUUCUAACUCCGAGUCAAACUGGAGGAACGAUUAUCCUGAUUCCGAUCAUUCUGAAACAUCGAUCAACGAAAGUGAUAUGAGAGAGGCUAUUAUGGACAUGAAAUUGAACGAUGAUUCCGAUACGUCUAGCGAUAUCGACUAUGUUUACGCACUCGACGAGGCUGAUGUAGAAACUCAUGGCUACAAAUAUGCAAGGUACAAAGCAAAGUUAAAGGAAGAAUUAGAUGAAGAUUGUUCUAGUUGUAGCGACAAUAGCCAAGUAUGUGCAUACAAUGAAUCAAUGGAUGAAUUUUGUUCCGAUUCUGGUAGCGAUUAAUGGCAAAUUCCUUGGGUAGAUCUUAAUACAAAUUUACAUUAGAAAGAUACGAGAUAUAGUGUACAUUAACCCUUUGCACUCGAAGCUAUUUUAAUUGUAAAUAUAAAAUCAUUUUUCUAA
Megalopta genalis is the source of this 1306-nucleotide messenger RNA. RefSeq names its product female sterile (2) ltoPP43 (gene fs(2)ltoPP43). Gene Ontology annotation, biological process: developmental process. NCBI's taxonomy places the organism in Eukaryota, Metazoa, Arthropoda, Insecta, Hymenoptera, Halictidae. The record is from RefSeq and is a predicted model, not a curated record.